Arvicola amphibius (Eurasian water vole) is the source of this 3503-nucleotide messenger RNA. RefSeq names its product caprin family member 2 (gene Caprin2). Lineage: Eukaryota; Metazoa; Chordata; Mammalia; Rodentia; Cricetidae. The transcript is spliced from 19 exons. Gene Ontology annotation, cellular component: cytoplasm. Gene Ontology annotation, molecular function: signaling receptor binding. The coding region runs from base 139 to 3198 and encodes 1019 amino acids. The record is from RefSeq and is a predicted model, not a curated record. Gene Ontology annotation, biological process: positive regulation of canonical Wnt signaling pathway.
AGUGGGUUGCGCGCUCCGUCGGCUGCCGGAGUGCGGGGUGGCGUCGGCCGGCGUCGCAGCGCGUCCGGCUCCCGCGCGCUUUCGGAAGCAGCCCGGGAGUCACCUUCAGGCCAUUCAGAGGAGGGAAGAGUGGGAAAUAUGAAGUCAACCAAAUCUCAUGAGAACCACAAUCAGCACGGGGAAAACGACCAGCCAUCUACUCUCAGUUCUGCUGCAUCUCCUUCCCAGGCCUAUGAAACCUAUAUCGAGAAUGGACUCAUAUGCCUUAAACACAAAAUUAGAAACAUCGAGAAAAAGAAGCUCAAACUGGAAGAUUAUAAAGACCGCCUGAAAAAUGGAGAGCAGCUUAACACAGACCAGCUGGAAGCAGUGGAGAAGUAUGAAGAAGUUCUGCAUAAUUUGGAAUUUGCCAAGGAGCUUCAGAAAACCUUUUCUGCGCUGAGCCAAGAUCUACUGAAAGCACAGAAAAAGGCCCAGAAAAAGGAGCACAUGCUAAAACUUGAGGCUGAGAAGAAAAAACUUCGAACUAUACUUCAAGUUCAGUAUGUAUUACAGAGCUUGACACAAGAACAUGUACAAAAAGAACUCAAAGGGGGCUUGAAUGGUGCAAUGUAUUUGCCUUCAAAAGAACUCGACUACCUCAUUAAAUUCUCAAAACUGACCUGCCCUGAAAGAAAUGGAAGUCUGAGUGUUGAAGACCAGAUGGAGCAGUCGUCCUUGUACUUUUGGGACCUUUUGGAAGGUAGUGAGAAAGCAGUGGUAGGAACGACAUACAAACAUGUGAAAGAUCUUCUGUCUAAACUGCUGAACUCAGGGUAUUUUGAAAAUGUCCCAGUUCUCAAAAAUUCUAAGGAAAAAGAGGAAGAGAUGGUAAUGCAAUCAGAAAAGAAGAAACAAUUACUGAAGACUGAAUCUAUCAAAGAGUCAGAAUCUCUUGUGGAACUUGUGCAGCCAAAGAUACAACCACAGGAGUUUCUGAACAGACGCUAUAUGAAUGAAGUAAAUUAUUCAAGAAAACAAGAAAAUAAGGAACGAUCUUGGGAAGCAGAUUAUGCUAGAAAACCAAAUCUCCUCAAAGGCUGGAAUACGCUUCCUGAAUCAGAUGGUCAAGAGAAGCAGCAGGAGUCCUUCGAGUCUUGGGAGUCUUCUGUUAAGUCCCAGGAGGUAUCAAAGCCUGUGGUUUCCUUUGAUCAGGGGAACCUCCGGUCAACAUUACAGGAAAAGCAGAAGCAACAGAUUUUUGUGACACCUGUGAGUCAUUGGAAGUCAGAAUACCCUAAGUCCAAAGUGGACACCCCUCAAGAAGAGCAGAACAUACAGGAUACACCAAAGCCGUGGGUGGUUCAGCCUCAGAAAGAACAAGAUCCAAAGAAGGUACCUCCUGGAUCCUGGACAGUCUCUGUGCAAAGUGAACAGAGCAGCAGCAGCAGCAGGUCCUGGACCACUCCUGUGUGCAGAGAAGGGGAUUCAACAAAGCCUCCAACUUCAGUGUCCUGGGAAAACAAUGCUGAGAACCAGAAACACUCCUCAGCACCACAGUCACAGACGCCUCUAAAGUCCUGGGGAGAAGCUUCAGCUGACCUGUUACCAAAUGACAAGCUCCUGCCCAGGAAGUUAAAUGUAAAACCCAAAGAUGUGCCUAAGACCAUACCCCAGCCUGUAGACUCUUCUUCUCCCUUUCCAAAGGAUCCACUGUUGAGGAAAGAAAAGCUGCAAGACCUCAUGACCCAGAUUCAAGGGACUUGUCACUUUAUGCAAGAGUCUGUCCUAGAUCUUGACAAACCCUCAAGUGCAGUUCCGUCACCACAGCCACCUUCAGCUUCUCCAGUCUCUACAGUAUCUGCAGAGCAAAACUUGUCCAAUCAAAGUGAUUUUAUUCAAGAGCCAUUACAGGUGGCUUCUUCUCCAGUUACUUGUAGCUCAAAUGCUUGCUUGGCUACUACUGAUCAGGCUUCUUCGGGAACUGAAACAGAAUUUAUGACCUCAGAGACCCCUGAGACGACAGUUCCCCUCAGCAAGCCAGCACCUCCCUUGUCGAAAGGCUUCCAGUUCCCUCCUGCAAGGGGAAGCUCAGCAGCCGUUAGCACAGUGCCCUUUCAAGCCAUGCAGACAGUGUUUAAUGUUAAUGCACCUCUCCCUCCACGGGAAGAACAAGAAGUAAAAGAAUGCCCUUAUUCACCUGGCUACAAUCAAAACUUUACUUCAGCAAGUACGCAGACAAUAUCCCAAUGCCAGCUUCCAGCCAUACACAUAGAACAGACAGCCCAACCUCCAGAUACUGCUGCAGGUUACCAUCCUGAUGGAACUGUUCAAGUAAGCAAUGGCAGCCUCGCCUUUUACCCAGUACCCACGAGUGUGUUUCCCAGUCCUGCUCAGCCGUUCAUCAGCACUCGGGGGUCUGGGAGAGGAUGCACACGUGGAGGGAGGUUACUAAUGAACCCCUGCUGGUCUUCUUGUGGCUACAAAGGUUUUGAUAGUUGCAGAGGACCCCCUUCAGCUUCUAAUGGGAAUUAUAGCCACCUGCAGCUGCACGCUACAGAAUAUCCGGACACACCUUACACUCAAGGGGAUAAUUUCCAGCAGUGCUAUAUCAGAUCAGGGACAUCUAAUGGUCUUCAGGCAAAUUCAAGAGGGUGGAGCGACUCCUCUCAGGUGAGCAGCCCAGAAAGAGACCGUGAGACUUUUAACAGUGGAGACUCUGGGCAAGGAGACUCCCGGAGCAUGACCCCUGUGGAUGUGCCAGUGACCAGCCCGGCAGCUGCCAUCCUUCCUAUACACGUCUAUCCCCUGCCUCCGCAAAUGCGAGUUGCCUUCUCAGCUGCCAGAACAUCCAAUUUGGCUCCUGGAACUUUAGACCAGCCUAUUGUGUUUGACCUUCUCCUGAACAACUUGGGAGAGACAUUUGAUCUUCAGCUUGGUAGAUUUAAUUGCCCAGUGAAUGGCACAUAUGUGUUCAUUUUCCAUAUGCUAAAACUGGCUGUGAAUGUACCACUGUAUGUCAACCUCAUGAAGAAUGAGGAGGUCUUGGUGUCAGCCUAUGCCAAUGAUGGUGCUCCAGACCAUGAGACAGCUAGCAACCAUGCCAUUCUCCAGCUCCUGCAGGGAGACCAGAUAUGGUUGCGCUUACACAGGGGAGCAAUUUAUGGGAGUAGCUGGAAAUACUCUACAUUUUCAGGCUACCUUCUUUAUCAAGAUUGAAAUUCAGUGCAGAGUAAAAGAAUGAAGUCCUCACUGGUGGACAUAAGGAAAUGUAGUCCUUGUCCUGGUGAUUAGCUGGUUGGGGAAAAUAUUUUGUUCCUAGAGGAAGAAGGAGGUCCUUACUUUUUUGUUUUUCUCAUUAUGUGAAAACUUUGAAGCAGAAUUAUAAUUAGCACUAACCUGGCACUUUACAAAUUGUGAUGUAGCCUUGCUAGUCACACAGUGAAUGUGUAUCGUUUGCACUUAGCCCUCAGCUGUGUCUGCGUACUGACUGACUGCCUCGACUUCAGACCAGUUACAAUGCC